This is a messenger RNA of Alnus glutinosa, 6626 nucleotides long. Its product is annotated as callose synthase 2-like. Gene Ontology annotation, molecular function: 1,3-beta-D-glucan synthase activity. Gene Ontology annotation, biological process: (1->3)-beta-D-glucan biosynthetic process. The transcript has 43 exons. Bases 516 to 6368 code for a protein of 1950 amino acids. NCBI's taxonomy places the organism in Eukaryota, Viridiplantae, Streptophyta, Magnoliopsida, Fagales, Betulaceae. Gene Ontology annotation, cellular component: 1,3-beta-D-glucan synthase complex; plasma membrane. The record is from RefSeq and is a predicted model, not a curated record.
UCACCUGGCUUCUUCUUAUUGGACGUAAAGAACCAGGAAAUAGUGCGAUUGACUUUAAACACGUUCUUGCUUUUGAGUCGCCUUUGGCAUGUUUCCGUUGCUCUUGCUCUUGUUCUUCUCUUCCUCCACCCUUAAGUUUCCAACUGUUCUCUCUCUUCUCUCUCUCUACACACGUAAGUUUCCACUGUCUAUCCUUAUUUGUACCAGUAUUUUAUUAGCAAUCACUGGUUGCAUGUUUGAGACUAUUCAGUUUUCUAUGUCAACUGGGUAAGUCUUUCUCUGCCACUUCUCUGUUCCUCAUUCUCGUUGACUACGCACCCAGAAGCCGAGAACCCAGUUCAUAAACUUCAUAUGAAAUGUCCUCUUUUGCUUCUUUGGUUGCUGACUGAAAGUGGAGAUGUAGUUUUGUGUAUAUAUGCCACCUGAGAGAACAAAAUCUUAUACACUUUUGAGAUUGACAGAGGUUUUGACAGGUAAACAAGGUGGCUUGAGUUGAGACUUGUUGGGGUUUAGAGAUGGCAUAUCGAAGGGGGUUUGAUCAGCAACCCUCGAGGCGGAUUUCGCGGACUCAGACUGCCGGGAAUUUAGGAGAGCCAAGUUUGGAUAGUGAGGUGGUGCCUUCUUCCUUGGUUGAGAUUGCUCCAAUCCUCCGUGUGGCUAAUGAAGUCGAGGCUAGCAACCCAAGAGUUGCUUAUCUCUGUCGGUUUUAUGCCUUUGAAAAAGCUCACAGACUAGAUCCCACAUCGAGUGGACGAGGUGUUCGCCAAUUUAAAACGGCACUUCUUCAACGUCUAGAAAGGGAAAAUGAAACGACACUGGCAGGAAAAGAAAAGAGUGAUGCUAGCGUAAUGCAGAAUUUUUAUCAACAUUACUACAAAAAGUACAUUCAAGCUUUGCAGAAUGCUGCUGAUAAACAUGAUCGUGCCCAACUUACAAAAGCAUACCAAACUGCGGCCGUCCUAUUUGAGGUUUUGAAGGCUGUAAACCAGACAGAGGAAGUUGAAAUGGCUGAUGAGAUCUUGCAAGUUCAUACUAAAGUUGAGGAGAAAAAACAGCUAUAUGCGCCUUACAACAUUCUUCCUCUUGAUCCAGAUAGUCAAAAUCAGGCUAUCAUGACAUAUCCUGAGAUUCAAGCUAGUGUUUCUGCACUUCGUAACACCAGGGGUUUGCCAUGGCCAAAGGAUCACCAGAAGAAAGUAAAUGAAGACAUGCUAGACUGGCUUCAGGCCAUGUUUGGUUUUCAGAAGGAUAAUGUCGCGAAUCAAAGGGAGCACUUGAUUCUGUUGCUUGCAAAUGUGCACAUACGACAAUUCUCAAAGCCUGAUCAGCUACCCAAGUUGGAUGAUCGUGCAAUCACAGAUGUGAUGAAGAAGCUUUUCAAAAACUACAAGAAGUGGUGCAAGUAUUUGGACCGAAAAAGUAGCCUUUGGUUACCAAAAAUUCAACAGGAAGUGCAGCAGCGAAAAUUACUAUAUAUGGGUUUAUAUCUUCUUAUAUGGGGGGAGGCUGCGAACUUGAGAUUCAUGCCAGAAUGCCUUUGCUACAUUUAUCAUCAUAUGGCAUUUGAGUUGUAUGGGAUGCUGGCUGGCAGUAUUAGUCCAAUGACUGGUGAGCCCAUAAAGCCAGCCUAUGGUGGUGAUGACGAGGCCUUUUUAAAGAAAGUAGUAACUCCAAUAUAUGAGACGAUAGCAAAGGAAGCUAAAAGGAGCAAAGGAGGAAAAUCAAAGCAUUCUCAAUGGAGAAAUUAUGAUGAUUUAAAUGAAUACUUUUGGUCAAUUGAUUGUUUUCGGCUAGGUUGGCCCAUGCGUGCUGAUGCUGAAUUCUUUUCCCAACCUCUAGAACAGCUUCGACUUGACAAAAAUGCGGAUGACAAACGUUAUACUGGGGGACAAUGGAUAGCAAAAACCAAUUUUGUUGAAAUACGCUCAUUUUGGCAUAUCUUUAGAAGUUUUGAUAGAAUGUGGAGUUUUUAUAUUUUGUCUUUACAGGCAAUGAUCAUCAUUGCUUCGAAUGGGUCGGGGAAUUUAACUUCCAUAUUUGAGGGUGAUGCUUUCAAGAAGGUGCUGAGUGUCUUCAUUACUGCUGCAAUAUUGAAGCUUGCACAAGCUGUCCUUGAUAUAAUUUUGAGCUGGAAAGCAAGGCAGAGCAUGUCAAUAUAUGUCAAGCUAAGAUAUAUUUUGAAGGCUGUUUCUGCUGCAGGAUGGGUCGUAGUUUUACCAGUAGCUUAUGCCUAUAGUUGGAAAAAUCCUCCUGGGUUUGCACAGACCAUCAAGAGUUGGUUUGGAAAUAGUCCAAGUUCACCUUCUUUGUUCAUUUUGGCUGUUCUCCUUUACUUAUCUCCAAACAUGCUCUCCACACUGUUGUUUCUGUUCCCAUUCAUUCGUCGGUUUCUUGAAAAAUCAAAUACUAAGAUUGUGAUGCUCGUGAUGUGGUGGUCUCAGCCUCGGCUCUAUGUUGGAAGGGCAAUGCAUGAGAGCUCAAUUUCUCUUAUCAAGUACACUUUGUUUUGGGUUCUCCUGCUUGUAUCAAAAUUGGCGUUCAGUUACUACAUAGAGAUUAAACCUCUUGUGGGUCCCACAAAACAAAUCAUGGAAAUUCGUGUGAACAAAUUUCAGUGGCACGAGUUCUUCCCUCAAGCCAAGAACAACAUUGGUGUUGUGAUUGCACUUUGGGCUCCUAUAAUUAUUGUCUACUUUAUGGAUACUCAGAUUUGGUAUGCUAUCUUCUCCACAAUUUUCGGGGGUAUAUAUGGUGCAUUUCGCCGUCUUGGAGAGAUUCGAACAUUGGUAUUGCUGAGGUCUCGAUUCCAAUCCCUGCCAGGUGCUUUUAAUGCCUGCUUGAUUCCAGUGGAAAGGAAUGAGAAAACCAAGACAAAGGGACUGAAGGCCACUUUCUCUCGCAAAUUCAAUGAGAUCUCAACUAAUAACGAGAAGGAGGCAGCAAAGUUUGCUCAGUUGUGGAACAAAAUAAUUACUAGUUUUAGAGAGGAGGAUCUAAUAACUAACUGGGAAAGGGACCUGUUGCUUGUUCCAUAUUCGGCCGACCCUGAUCUGGAUCUUAUCCAAUGGCCUCCAUUCUUACUUGCUAGCAAGAUUCCAGUAGCAUUGCAUAUGGCCAAAGACAGCAACAGAAACGACUAUGAGUUGAAAAAGAGAUUGAAAGCAGACAAUUACAUGCAUUGUGCUGUUCGCGAGUGCUAUGCUUCAUUUAAAAAUAUAAUCAACUUUUUGGUUCAAGGAGAACGUGAAAAAGUGGUUAUAAAAGAAAUUUUCUCCAAAGUUGAUGAUCAUAUAAAGGAAGAGACUUUGAUACGUGAAUUGAAUAUGAGUGCUCUCCCUAGUCUCUAUGAACAAUUUCUUAAACUUAUCGAGUAUUUGUUAUUGAAUAAAAAGGAGGACAAGGAUGAGGUUGUAAUUGUCUUGCUCAACAUGCUAGAGAUUGUGACCAGAGACAUAAUAGUGGACGAUGAGGUUCCAAGUUUGGUAGAUUCAAGUCAUGGUGGCUCCUAUGGAAAAGAUGAGGGCAUGAAACCCCUGGCUCAACAAUAUAAGUUUUUUGGUGAAAUUAAAUUUCCUGUACUAGAAACGGAAGCUUGGAAGGAAAAAAUUAAAAGGCUUCGUCUAUUGCUUACCGAAAAGGAGUCUGCUAUGGAUGUGCCAUCCAACUUGGAAGCUAGAAGGCGUAUUACUUUCUUCUCCAAUUCAUUGUUUAUGGACAUGCCUGCUGCACCCAAAGUCCGAAGUAUGCUUUCCUUCACCGUCCUAACUCCUUACUAUAUAGAGGAUGUUCUUUUCUCCAUGAGUGACCUAGAAAAGCUAAAUGAAGAAGAUGGAGUUUCCAUACUUUUUUAUUUACAAAAGAUCUUUCCAGAUGAAUGGAAAAACUUUCUAGAACGGGUCGAGUGUAACAACGAAGAAGACCUCAAGACAACUGAAGGACAGGAAGAAAAACUCCGUUUAUGGGCAUCAUAUCGAGGCCAGACAUUGACCAGAACUGUACGAGGCAUGAUGUACUACCGGAAAGCUUUGGAGCUUCAGGCCUUUCUGGAUAUGGCAAAGGAUGAAGAUCUAAUGAAAGGCUACAAGGCAGCUGAAAAAUUAGAUAGUGAGGAGCCCCCGAAGAGUGAAAGGUCAUUGUGGGCACACUGUCAAGCAAUAGCUGAUAUGAAGUUCACAUAUGUGGUAUCAUGCCAGCAGUAUGGCAUUGACAAACGGUCUGGUGAUCCUCGUGCUAAAGACAUUCUGAAGCUCAUGACAGAGUACCCGUCUCUUCGGGUAGCUUAUAUUGAUGAAGUUGAAGAAGCUUGUAAAGAUAACUCAAAGAAAACAGUUCAAAAGGUCUAUUAUUCAGCUCUUGUAAAGGCUGCUUUACCGACAAAGGCAAUUGAUUCUUCUGAACCAGUUCAAAAUCUAGACCAGGUCAUUUAUCGAAUAAAGCUUCCUGGGCCUGCACUAUUGGGUGAGGGGAAGCCAGAAAAUCAAAAUCAUGCCAUUGUCUUUACACGUGGGGAAGGCUUGCAAACGAUAGACAUGAAUCAGGAUAACUAUAUGGAAGAAGCCUUCAAAAUGAGGAACUUGCUGCAAGAAUUUCUUAAAAAACAUGAUGGCGUGAGAUUUCCAACAAUCCUUGGACUUAGGGAGCAUAUAUUUACUGGCAGUGUUUCAUCUCUGGCAUGGUUUAUGUCAAAUCAGGAGAAUAGCUUUGUAACUAUUGGGCAGCGACUGUUAGCUAACCCUCUGAGAGUUCGAUUCCACUAUGGUCAUCCAGAUGUGUUUGACAGACUGUUUCACCUUACUAGAGGGGGUGUCAGCAAAGCUUCAAAAGUCAUCAAUUUAAGCGAGGACAUAUUUGCAGGUUUCAAUUCUACAUUACGUGAGGGCAAUGUUACUCAUCAUGAAUAUAUACAAGUUGGUAAAGGGAGGGAUGUUGGCCUUCAACAGAUCUCAACAUUUGAGGCAAAGAUAGCUAAUGGGAAUGGUGAGCAGACAUUGAGUCGUGACAUGUAUAGGCUUGGGCAUCGAUUUGAUUUCUUCCGAAUGCUGUCAUGUUAUUUCACCACUAUUGGUUUCUAUUUUAGCACCAUGCUGACAGUGCUCACAGUCUAUAUGUUUCUCUAUGGCCGCCUUUAUCUCGCUCUCAGUGGAUUUGAAAAGGAGCUGAGUGCUCAUCCAACUAUUCAUGACAACGAGGCUCUUCAAGUAGCUCUUGCUUCUCAGUCUUUUGUACAAAUUGGAUUUCUAAUGGCCUUGCCUAUGAUGAUGGAAAUCGGUCUAGAAAGGGGCUUCCGUAAAGCAUUAACUGAUUUCCUAAUAAUGCAAUUACAGUUGGCUUCUGUCUUCUUCACAUUUUCUCUGGGAACAAAGACCCACUAUUAUGGAAGGACAUUGCUUCAUGGGGGUGCACGAUACAGAGGUACAGGCCGUGGCUUUGUAGUGGUCCAUGCUAAGUUUGCUGAGAACUAUAGGCUCUACUCCCGCAGCCAUUUUGUCAAGGGGAUUGAACUGAUGAUUCUGCUUCUUGUGUACGAAAUAUUUGGUCAUUCAUAUAGAGGUUCAGUUGCUUAUAUUUUUAUCACUAUAUCCAUGUGGUUCAUGGUUGGGACAUGGCUUUUUGCUCCUUUCCUCUUCAAUCCAUCAGGCUUUGAGUGGCAAAAGAUCGUUGAUGACUGGACAGAUUGGAAUAAAUGGAUAAGCAACUAUGGAGGGAUAGGUGUACCUCAAGAAAAAAGUUGGGAAUCUUGGUGGGAAAAGGAACAAGAGCAUCUCCGCUAUUCCGGGAAGCGUGGUAUCAUUGUUGAGAUAUUGUUAGCACUGCGGUUUUUCCUCUAUCAAUAUGGGCUUGUAUAUCAUUUGAACAUCACAAAGCAUACCAAAAGUUUUCUGGUUUAUGGAGUUUCAUGGAUUGUGAUCAUUCUAUUAUUGUUCUUGAUGAAGGUUGUGUCUUUUGGAAGACGGCGAUUGAGUGCAAACUUCCAGCUUUUGUUUCGAUUGAUCAAGGCUCUAGUUUUCCUGACACUCCUUUCUGUUUUCAUUAUUUUAAUAGCACUUCCUCAUAUGACUCUUCGGGACAUCAUAGUCUGCAUUCUAGCAUUCAUGCCUACCGGAUGGGGAUUGCUCCUGAUUGCACAAGCUUGUAAACCGCUGAUUGUACGAGCUGGAUUUUGGGGAUCAGUCAGGGCACUUGCUCGUGGGUAUGAAAUGAUCAUGGGCUUGCUUCUGUUCACCCCAGUUGCAACCUUGGCUUGGUUCCCAUUUGUUUCAGAAUUCCAAACACGAAUGCUCUUCAACCAAGCAUUCAGCAGAGGUUUACAGAUUUCCCGUAUUCUUGGUGGACAGAGGAAGGAUCGCUCCUCCAGCAAUAAAGAGUAAAUGAAUUUUCCAACAACUGUCCAUUAAUGUAAAGACUCGGUGUUUACCAUAUCAUCUAGAAAAACCAUUUCAUCUUCGCGUUUGUAUGUAUUUUUGAGAACUUACAACAUAUUGUACAUGUCCCACAUGAUUGAUAAAUGUAGAUGUCUAUUUUGUGUGGCCUUUGAAGGAGAUGCAGAGACUGUAGUUUUGGCAAUCAAAGAAGACCCUUCUGCUAUGAAUAGGAGAAUAGAUGGAACCAUUCAUGAUUAAAAGACA